AUGGGACUCUGUGCGUCCCAGAUGAGCGAUGCCGAUCGGCAGGCCAUGGCCAAGUCACGCGAGAUUGAAGCCAAGAACGAGGAGGCUCACCGCGUGGAGCAGGAGAAGGUCAAGCUGCUGCUGCUUGGAGCUGGCGAGUCAGGCAAGAGCACGGUCUUCAAGCAGAUGAAGAUUUUGUAUGGCGCACCGCUGACAGAUGAGGAGAAGCGGCACUGCACACCAAUUAUCUAUAACAACGUGGUGACGUCCAUGAAGAUGCUGAUCGAACAGUGUACGGAGAUGAAGCUCAAGGGGGAAGUGGUGUGCGCACAAGACUUCGAGGACAUCAGGACGCUCAGCGAUGAGGCAGAAGUGAACCCCGUGAUAGGCCAGAAGAUCAAGAACCUGUGGACGGACCCUGGCAUUGUGGCCACCUGGAACCGGCGAGCCGAGUUCCAGAUCAUCGAGUCGGUCAAGUACUACUUCAACGACCUGGAUCGCAUCAUGCGCGACGACUACGCAGCAACGCAGCAGGAUAUGCUCUACGCCCGUGUGCGUACGUCGGGUAUCGUAGAAGAGCGGUACCAGAUCGACGGCGCCACCUUCGUCAUGUACGACGUCGGCGGCCAGCGUAACGAGCGCAAGAAGUGGAUCCACUGCUUCGAGGACGUGACGGCAGUAAUUUUCGUGGCAGCGCUGAGCGAGUACGAUCAGUCUUUGUAUGAGGACGCGUCCACGAACCGCAUGAUCGAGGCCAUCACGCUGUUCGACGAGAUCGUGAACAACAAGUUCUUCCUCAACUCGGCCAUGAUCCUGUUCCUGAACAAGAAGGACUUGUUCCAGGACAAGAUCAAGAAGGUGGACCCCAAGACGGUGGAGGUGUUCAAGGACUUCCCCGGCGGCAUCGGCGACUACGAGCUGGGCGUGCAGUACUUCCUCGGCAAGUUCAUGGAGAUGAACCGCCAGCCCGAGAAGGAGAUCUACCACCACGUGACGUGUGCCACCGACUCGCAGAACGUGCAAGUCGUAUUCAACGCCUGCAAAGACAUUAUUUUAAAGCAGAAUAUCAAGGGCUCCGGCUUCAUGUAG
Phytophthora sojae is the source of this 1068-nucleotide messenger RNA. Its product is annotated as G-protein alpha subunit. The record is from RefSeq and is a predicted model, not a curated record. Gene Ontology annotation, molecular function: G-protein beta/gamma-subunit complex binding; guanyl nucleotide binding; G protein-coupled receptor binding. Gene Ontology annotation, biological process: adenylate cyclase-modulating G protein-coupled receptor signaling pathway. The transcript is spliced from 2 exons. NCBI's taxonomy places the organism in Eukaryota, Oomycota, Peronosporomycetes, Peronosporales, Peronosporaceae. The coding region runs from base 1 to 1068 and encodes 355 amino acids. Gene Ontology annotation, cellular component: heterotrimeric G-protein complex.